AUGGAGACGGAUAUGACGCAGCAUGUGGGAAUCGUGGAGACUAUGAAGAAGGUGCCGGUGGUGAAGGAGAACAAGGUGGAGGUGUUGGAGAAUAAGGUGUCCAUGCAUCAACCAGUGGUUGAACGUUGUACCAGAAACUUUUGGACCACAGAUGAACACAGGCUCUUUCUCCACGGGUUGAGGGUCUAUGGCCGUGGAAAGUGGAGGGACAUAUCCAAGAACUUUGUCACCUCCAGGACUCCGCUCCAGAUUUCGAGCCACGCACAAAAGUACUUCAAGAGGCUACAGAAAGGAUCAGAGAAGCAACGCUACAGUAUCAAUGAUGUAGAGCUAGACAAUAAUGACCGAAUGAAUACAGAGAAUAAUGCCAGGCCUAGCCAGAGAGCUGCUGCAAUACCAACAAGCUCUUUCCUACAGGUUUCAUCAAACCCGUCCAUCACUAUGGAUAAUAUUGGUCAGUUCAAGUUUCCUUUCUAG
Molecule: messenger RNA, 477 nt
Organism: Brachypodium distachyon (stiff brome)
Lineage: Eukaryota; Viridiplantae; Streptophyta; Magnoliopsida; Poales; Poaceae
Product: transcription factor DIVARICATA
Exons: 2
Coding region: 1-477 (158 amino acids)
Molecular function (GO): DNA binding
Source: RefSeq, a predicted model, not a curated record